Humulus lupulus (European hop) is the source of this 1750-nucleotide messenger RNA. Its product is annotated as bifunctional 3-dehydroquinate dehydratase/shikimate dehydrogenase, chloroplastic-like. Gene Ontology annotation, biological process: chorismate biosynthetic process; shikimate metabolic process. NCBI's taxonomy places the organism in Eukaryota, Viridiplantae, Streptophyta, Magnoliopsida, Rosales, Cannabaceae. The coding region runs from base 1 to 1182 and encodes 393 amino acids. The transcript has 9 exons. The record is from RefSeq and is a predicted model, not a curated record. Gene Ontology annotation, molecular function: shikimate 3-dehydrogenase (NADP+) activity; 3-dehydroquinate dehydratase activity.
AUGGCAAUAUGUAAUACAAUAAUACCAGUACAGAGCAAAAGUGGUGCUAUCAUGUACAAGGCGCAGUCCCAGGAUGAGGAUGCACUUGUCCAAGCUGUUGCUCAGUUCCAUAUGGUUUUCUUCAAUAAAAGUGGAAAUAUUCUUGGUACGCUGGGUGUGAUUGAGUGCCCUGUUCCUGACAAAGACAUUAGAAGAUUUGAUGCAAAUUUACGGUUGUUUCCUCCUUUUAUUGAUAACGAUCUGUGCCCAUUAACCAUUAAAAACACAAUUCUUCAGUCAUGUUACUUGCGGAAUACCGAAUGGGCAUGUGGAGUAGCUGUUUAUACAGUUUUUGCCUGCUACCUCUGUGUGAAGGUUGCUCAUGAAUUCAUUCAAUCCAUAGCUGGAAAGAAGCCUGAAAAUUUUAAGAUUGUUGUUUCUUCUCAUAAUUAUCAAAAUACCCCAUCUAUGGAGGAUCUUGGUAAUCUUGUUGCAAAAAUACAAGCAACUGGAGCUGACAUAGUGAAGUUUGGAACAUCUGCCUUAGAUAUAACUGAUGCGGCACGUGUUUUCCAGAUAACUGUGCAUUCUCAGGAAAUUUUCUGUUCCAAUAAUAGCACUGGUUAUGAGCUUCUACAUUUAUACAAUUUCAGACAGAUAGGGCCCGACACAAAAGGGUUUGGUGUUAUUGGAAAGCCAGUUGGCCAAAGCAAAUCACCAAUUUUGUAUAAUGAGGCCUUCAAGUCAGUUGGUUUUAAUGGAGUUUAUCUGCAUUUGUUGGUAGAUGACAUUGCAAAUUUUCUCCAAACUUACUUGUCUGCAGAUUUUGCGGGAUUCAGUGUCACCAUUCCUCACAAGGAAGCUGCACUCACGUGCUGUGAUGAGGUUGAUCCAGUUGCCAAGUCAAUAGGAGCUGUUAAUUGCAUUAUAAGGAGACAAAGUGAUGGGAAGUUAUUGGGAUUCAAUACAGACUAUAUUGGUGCCAUUUCUUCCAUUGAAGAUGGAUUACGAGGUUCGCUUAAUGCUAGCAGUAUGACUGGCUCACCUUUAGCUGGUAAAUUGUUCGUUGUCAUUGGUGCUGGUGGUGCUGGCAAGGCGCUUGCAUGUGGUGCUAAAGAGAAGGGAGCAAGGGUUGUGAUUGCCAAUCGUACCUAUGGUUCUCUUCUAUCUUUGUUAUCUUUCUUGUUGUUGUUUUUUAACUGACUUUGCUACUCUGAUUUUAUGUUGACAUAGCUCCAUGAAUAUUAUGAUCUACUUUUUCAAUCAAAUUUUCUUUUUUAUUCUUCUGCUUGUGUCUCUUGUUAGUAAUAUAUUGAUUUUUUUGUUUAGAAGGCCUGCUAGUUAUUCUCCUUGAUAGUGAAUGCCAGUUUACCAGUUUAAAAAAUAGGAUUCCUCUGGUUUUGUUUACAUGUUUUCUUAAUGAUCUAAAGUCAUAGUUCGUGGUCAUAUCUAAGCUUAUGCUUUCUACAUAUACUCAUGUGAAGUGAUCUCGUGUUUGUCAUUUAUUCUUUUAAAUUUCUGUUGAGAGUUUAGCUGUGGAAUAAAAGAGACAUUGGUAACUAUGCUCUCUCUGAUAUAUUUUACUUGGAAUUUCUGAAAUAAGAAUAAUGUUGUUGCAGGUAUUGAGACAUAAAAAGGGAAAGUACGGGGUUGGUGUCAUAUGCAACGGUGGCGGGGGAGCUUCUUCACUUGUUCUUGAGCUCAUGUAAGACCUGUAAUUGUUUUUGAGCUUAUCUUGAUUGAAUUCUCCUGAUCGGCUAGCCAGCUUACA